Messenger RNA from Ooceraea biroi (clonal raider ant), 1827 nucleotides. RefSeq names its product cytochrome P450 4C1. NCBI's taxonomy places the organism in Eukaryota, Metazoa, Arthropoda, Insecta, Hymenoptera, Formicidae. The record is from RefSeq and is a predicted model, not a curated record. Gene Ontology annotation, molecular function: iron ion binding; monooxygenase activity; oxidoreductase activity, acting on paired donors, with incorporation or reduction of molecular oxygen.
GUUGGCGUGCUACUGUCAUGUGCAGUUAUUGCAUUUUUAUAUUAUUACGUUAUCCAUCUUGCAAGGUUCAGACGGCUUGUCAAUCUUAUUCCGGGACCACGAAUGUUGCCAAUUGUCGGUGAUAUUUUCAAAGUACUACUUAAUUCUUCACAAGAAGCUAUGUGGAACCUUUUUGCGGUACGCUCUAAAAUAUAUCGUCGAAUUUAUAAAGACGAUAUUGAACAGUACGAAAUAUAUCACGAAAGGUACAGGGUACAAAUUACUUUAUCCAUGGUUAAGAAACGGUCUCCUCAUUAGUAAAGGAGCAAAAUGGCAAGAAAGGCGAAAGAUACUAACGCCUGCGUUCCAUUUUAAUAUAAUAAAACAAUUUUUUGAUACUAUGGUUGUGGAAAGCAAUCGUAUGACAAAAUCGUUGAAAGAUAUGGAAGAUUCGACUGUUCAGGAUUUACAGUCUUUUAUUAGCUACUACACUUUGAAUAUAAUAUGUGAAACUUCCAUGGGUACUUCCUUGCAAAACAUGGACGCGGCUGAACAAGAACGCUAUCGCAAGGCACUCCGUGUUUUAGCUGAAAUAUUACUUCACAAAAGUGUACGUCUGUGGUAUAGGAGUGAUGUACUAUUCUGGUUCUCGUCAAAAUAUAAAGAACAAGUUAAAUGUUUGAAAAUACUACACGGUUUUACGGAAAAAAUUAUUGCAGAAAGAAAACGAUAUCACGAAUCAACUGGUGGACGAUAUCUAAAUUUUGAAAAUGAGGCAGAAGAUAAUGAUAUGAUAGGAAGUCGAAAGAAGCGGCUUGCCAUGUUGGAUCUCAUGAUAGCAGCAUCCAAUAAUAACCAAAUGAGCGAUUCGGACAUCAGAGAAGAAGUUGACACCUUCGUGUUUGAAGGUCAUGAUACCGUAUCAGCGGCUCUGACCUUCGCUAUAUUACUGUUAGCCGAACAUAAGGACGUGCAGGAUCGCGUCAGAAAUGAAGUCAAUGCUGUAAUGAAAGAAAACGGAGGAAAACUGACUAUGACAGCGUUACAGAAGCUGCCAUACCUAGAGAGAUGUUUGAAAGAAACGAUGAGAUUGUAUCCUAGUGUUCCUAUCAUAGCACGAACGUUAGAGGAAGAUGUAAUGUUACAAUCGUAUCUGGUACCUGCUGGAGUAGAUGUGAUUAUGGACAUUAUAAAUCUUCACAAAAAUCCUGAUUUCUGGCCAAAUCCAGAGGUGUUCGAUCCAGAUAGAUUUUUGCCAGAGCUGGUGCAAAAUCGUCAUCCUUUUGCUUAUAUACCGUUUAGCGCUGGUUCGCGGAAUUGCAUAGGUCAACGAUUCGCCAUGAUGGAGCUGAAAACUGUAAUUAGUACCCUGGUGCACAACUUUUAUUUGGAGCCCAUCGAUCACUUGAAAGACGUUCAAUUUUUAAUGGCUAUAAUUAUGCGCUCUAAACAACCGAUGCGCGUAAAAUUCGUCCCAAUCGAAAGUAUUCAACUAUUAUAACGGAAUGCGAAUUAUAUCGGUGUUACAACAUUGAUACAUGAUGAGAAAUGACGAAUUUGUUAGACGGACAUUAUUGCAUUACUUUAUCAAUAUCACAGGAUACAUAAUAUAAAGUCGGAAAUGAAUUUUACUUAUUGAUUUAGGGAAAUUGUUUUAUGCUUAUAAAUCAGGUAUUUCUUCAAAUAGUGCAAUACUGCUGUUUUGAGAACUUUAGCUUAGAGAACGCUUGUAGAAAGAAUAAAAAGCAUUUAUAUAAUCUAUGAGACAUUAUUAAUUAUUUUACAGUAUCAAUUUGAUCGACAAUCUGUUUUGUUACAUUUUUCAGAAUAAACUUACGAUUUACAUUC